UGAGAGGCACCAGCACUCACAAGGCUCUGUCAACACUGCUGGUGACAGUCCAUGGCUGAACUGAAAGGGAAGAAUCCUCCCUGAGCCAGCAAGUCACUGAAGGUGCAAAAAUAACCUGGUGAGGAAGCAGGGACAACAGCUGGUGAUGCUAACUAAGACAAAAGGACACAAAAUGCCUUUGUCUGCACUGCACACAGAUGACCAUGUUAUCUGCACCUACUUUAUCUGUAGUCUAUUAUAUGUCCACACUAUCUGCAAUGUUUUAUCCAGCAACAGCAAACACAGCAGUUUUCAGCCUGAAAUUCCUGGAGUGGGGGUGAGCAUAAGAACAGCCUCCAGUGCUGUGCAGGAAACAAACUGAAAUGGGAACUAUAAUUGGUACCAGAAGGUACCUGCCCUUUCAGGUUCCUCAUGAGGGGGUCGCAGAAGCAAUCACUAGGCUUUCCAAACGAGAGGCCUAGCAGCAAAUUCACCUGGCAGCUUCCAGAUGUGCAGUGGUGGCUGCAAGCUGUACCAUGCACAGCAUCCCGGCUGGAAAUGCUGCUCAGUACCCCAGUGAAACCUCAUUACUGCCAAUUCCCGGGCUCACCAAGGUACACACCUGCCAAAAGCCACAAGGUGUAGAUGUUUAGAAGACAUCGCCUUUGGAAUAAUCUGCAUGAGAAUCAGACCCAGCUCCAUCGCCCAAGCUACCUGGUCAGGUUUCCAAGGCUCCAGUGUCCAGCCUAGAGAGGCAAGUCCAAGCUUUCUCCCCCCAGCACCUCAGUUGCCAGCUCACAUGCACAGAGAAGAUGAGAAGGGUCCACUGGAGUGAACUGUGUUCGGCAUGUUUCUCUUCCAGGUUAUGCUGCAGGGAAUUGCCUCAGGCUCAAAAGAAUAUUUACAGUCCAGUGAACUUCAAACCUUCACCCCUGAGCCAAGAUCUUUGAGGAGACCUGUGGAGAAGGACAGAACAAAAGAGGUAUUUCAUCAGCACUAAGAAACACAAACACUAGUGUGAAACAAGGAAUUCUGAAAGCGUGAGGAGUGCAGCUGCAUAUAGCACAUGCACGUGCUGGCUGGAUUGCUGACUUUGUGACCAUCUCUGCAGGCACCUAUAAAACUGUCCUUCCUUCUUCCAGCCAAGUACCUGUGACAGCAACGGCCCAUUUGCCACAGUGACUGUGAAAACCUUCUCAUGCAUUCUAGGUUACCAAAGGCAAACUUCCAAAGCCAGCUCUUCUGGUCACCAAGAACAAAGUUUAUUACAUUUGUAGAAACCCUGUGUGUGUGAAAGAAGACUGAACUCAGCCAAUAGGCUGAACGAUUCGUGGCCAGGAAGCUGUUUCUGAGAACAUGCUGCUUACCCACCUUAAGAAUAUCAGCAGCUUCUUUUAUGAGGGAGCUUUGCCAGCAGGACGGACCAGCCCCAAAGGAUGGACCUCGGGGUGUAGGCAGGUUACAGUGCUCUGUGCCACAGGCAGGGUGCUCCUCCAAGCUGCCUGUGCUCCCUCUGCCAGCACCUGAGCACCCAGGGAGAGGAGAGAAAAGCCUCUGGCUGGUGAAGUGAGGUGAGGAGUAGAGAUGAGGGUUGGGAAGGUGGGAGCAGGGUUGAGACCUAGGCAGGAGCGGGGAGGAGGAGAUGAACAACAACUAAACUGAUCAGCACCAGGGCAGAGGGGAACCCAGUGAAACCCAGGGACAGAGAGAAACUCUGAGGAUGUGGUAGGUGCUGAUACAGCCAUGAAAAUACACCUGUGGAACCUCCACCACGUCCCGAGCACUGGCUAUACCCACCACUUCACAGCAAAUCCCACAGCAGAGCGGGUGACAGCAUCUAUCCUAUGAAGACUUUUCUACUGGCAGAACAGUCAGCACAACUGUGUUGGAGCAAACAGGGACAAUCUUCCUCAGGCAAAGCCAUACUAUCGACCCCCACAAUAUGACCUCUAAUUAUUUUAUUGGUGCAAGCAUGGUAAUAACUUACUCAAAACCACAUCAGAUAAAGCAACUGGGUCCCUGCCAUCCAGAGAACCAACAGAACCUGCCGAAGACCUGCACGGAGGAGAGUGUGCAGGCCAGAAGUUUUUGAACAUUUAAGGAUACAAACCAUGCAUCCUUAAAAAACAUGUUUAGUUAAACAAAUCUUUCUGCUAGCAGUUAGCAGUGAGAUGAAUGAGUGGUGUAAGGAUAAUGUGAUUAGCAAUAGUGGCACAUGACAGAUGCUAAUGAACAGAGCAGUUCAAGAUACAGUCAAUGAGCAGCUCCCCAUGACCCGGCUUCGGUGAGUGCUUGAGCCCAGAACCCCCGUGUGCUGGGCUGCACCCCCAGAGCGUGAGCUCUGGGGUCGAGGGAGGGAAUUCUCCCCCUCUGCUGCGCUCUGGGGAGACCCCCCCUGCAGUCCUGAUCCAGCUCUGGGGCAACAACACAAGAGGGACGUGGAGCUGUUGGAGCGAGUCCAGCUGAUUCUCCAGAGGUGCCAUCCCGGGCUCGGCAGCGCCAGAGCCGCAGGAGCUCACGAUACUCCACGGUGCUCAGGAGGAGAGCGGAGAGCGCAGCAGGUCCCUGCUACAGCUCGUCUGCAGUCGCGACAGCAGCGACAGAGGUAACGGAGCCAGAAGAGUCUAAUGAACAGGCGGCUGCGCGGAGCCGAGGGCUGGGAGCCGAGACCGCGUCCCCCCGCACAGGCAGAGCCGGGCCCUCCCGGGCGGGCGCACCCGCUCCGGCCGCAGGACCCGCCGCUUCUCCAGAGCCUCCCGGCCGCAGCCACCCCUGGGUCCCUCCCCGCGGGGCUCCAGCAUCGCGGGAACGGCACAGCGCGCCGCACUAUCGGCCCCGCCGCUCCUCGGCCCCAGCACGAUCGUUCCGCCGAUCACGGGGCGUGUGUUGGGGCGGCACAAGGGGCGCUGUGAGCGGCGGCGCCAUGAUCUGCCUGGUGCUGGGCCUGUUCGCCGGCCUCUUCCACAGCGGCUGCGGCAGGAUCAACGAACGCACCUUCGUGGCCAUCAAACCGGAUGGGGUGCAGCGGCACCUGGUCGGGGAGAUCAUCCGGCGGUUCGAGCAGAAGGGGCUGCAGCUGGUGGGGAUGAAGCUCCUGCAGGCCUCGGAGGAGCUGCUGAAGGAGCACUACAUAGCCCAUCGUGACCGACCCUUCUAUCCCCGGGUGGUGAAGUACAUGAGCUCCGGGCCCAUGGUAGCCAUGGUCUGGCAGGGCCUGGACGUGGUCAAGACCGUUCGCACAAUGAUUGGGGAGACUAACCCAGCUGAUUCCAGGCCUGGCACCAUCCGAGGAGACUUCUGCCUUGAAGUCAGCAAGAAUGUGAUCCAUGGCAGCGACUCGGUUGAGAGCGCCCAGCAGGAGAUCAACCUGUGGUUCCGGCCGGAGGAGCUGACCUGCUGGCAGGACACAGCCGAGCACUGGAUCUAUGAAUGAGAAGUGCAAGCCAAGAGGUUACAUCUUCCUGACCUGGCAUGGAGCAUUCCCAUCCAUGUCAUCUCAGCUGCUUGGGCUGGCUGUGGAUCCUGCUGUGGGAAUUGCUGUGCUGUGUGUGGCUGGAGGGGUCAUGGAAGCUGGUCUCUGGAUGAAAGAUCUGGUUCAGCUCCCUGCAA
Messenger RNA from Strigops habroptila (Kakapo), 3588 nucleotides. RefSeq names its product NME/NM23 nucleoside diphosphate kinase 3 (gene NME3). Bases 2903 to 3412 code for a protein of 169 amino acids. Gene Ontology annotation, biological process: CTP biosynthetic process; GTP biosynthetic process; UTP biosynthetic process. Gene Ontology annotation, molecular function: nucleoside diphosphate kinase activity. NCBI's taxonomy places the organism in Eukaryota, Metazoa, Chordata, Aves, Psittaciformes, Psittacidae. The transcript has 5 exons. The record is from RefSeq and is a predicted model, not a curated record.